AGGAGUGAGUGAUUGACUUUAUCAGUCCAAGGACAUCAUUCGUCUGGAAAGGGGGGGAAGUUUGAUCCUCUUUCUCACGGAUCCCAGUUACGGGAGUUUCUCUCCCGUUUACCGAGACCCGGGAUUAUCAUUUCGUUUUUCAAUUCAAGAUUUCUUUAUUCAAGCUUACGUGAAAUUGUGCUCAGUUUACCGUUACCCACUUCACUCCACUAACCUGGGGUUUCUCACGUUUUUUUUUUUUUCUUUUUCACUUGCUUUUUCUCGAUUGAGCCCAAUGACUAUGCUCCUUGAUAGCGCUCCUCAGUUCCCGUCACUAGGAGUAGGGGGGUUCGGAACGCCUAGACACCAUGAGUUGGGAAACCGAGACCCCGGGCUGGGGCUUAGUCCCUUCGCAGAUUCAUCUCACUCGGCUGCCUUCAAGAUAAGUCCCGUUACUCACGAUAUCGCCUCAAGCCAGACAUCAGCGUUCACACCACAAGCUACUGGAUAUGCAGCCGCGCUCGGACACCACCAUGGAGGACAAGUUGGUUCUUACGCCGGUGGAGCAUUCAAUUCGACCAGGGACUUUCUCUUCAGAAACAGGGGCGCAGGCAUCGGAGAGACCGCACCACCGAGUGCCCAGCAUGGAAUCUUUGCCGCUUCUGCUGGGAGUCUACACGGCCCCCCCGGAAUUUCGGACAACCCGGGACAUCUGUUGUUUCCUGGACUUCACGACCAGAGCGUGAGCCACACUUCACCAGGAGGACAUGUUGUAAACAGCCAAAUGCACCUGGGUUUACGCGGGGACAUUUUUGGCCGCCCAGAUCCGUACCGACCUGUGGCGAGCCCUCGUACGGACCCUUACGGCACCGCUCAGCUCCAUAACUACAACCAUCCCAUCAAUAUGAACAUGGGGAUGAACGUACCCACACACCACGGUCCGGGGGCCUUCUUCAGAUACAUGCGGCAGCCUAUUAAGCAAGAAUUGUCUUGUAAGUGGAUAGAUGAGAAUCAGAUGAACAGACCUAAAAAGACUUGUGACAGAACUUUCAGCACAAUGCAUGAAAUGGUGACACAUGUUUCGAUGGAACACGUUGGCGGCCCAGAACAGAGUAAUCAUGUUUGUUAUUGGGAGGACUGCCCGAGAGAGGGAAAAUCCUUUAAGGCCAAAUACAAACUCGUGAACCACAUCCGAGUGCACACUGGAGAGAAACCGUUCCCUUGUCCGUUCCCCGGUUGUGGGAAAAUCUUUGCAAGAUCAGAAAAUCUUAAAAUUCAUAAAAGAACUCACACAGGUGAGAAGCCAUUUAAAUGCGAGUUCGACGGCUGCGACAGGCGAUUUGCGAACAGCAGCGACAGGAAAAAGCACAUGCACGUGCACACAUCUGACAAGCCAUAUAUCUGCAAAGUGUGUGACAAGUCCUAUACACACCCCAGCUCUCUCAGGAAACAUAUGAAGGUACACGAAUCACAAGGCUCAGAGUCGUCUCCAGCUGCUAGUUCUGGAUACGAGUCCUCCACGCCGCCAGUGCUGGUUUCUGCGAACACUGAAGACCCGACAAAAACACCCACGUCUGCGGUGCAAAAUACAUCUGCACACAGCGAUGGACUACCGCCUAAUUUUAACGAAUGCAUCAGAGUAUAGACUACAUCUCUAAGGAACACUUACAAAUUCGAGAGGCCCACUGACCAGUGUUUUUCCAUCGACACGCCACCUUUUGAUCAGAUACACCAUGCAAUAGUAUAGCUUUCAUUCAUGCAUCAACUUUGAACUCGUGUGACAGUGUAAAAGACAUUAGCCUAUAUUCUUGGGUUUAAGGUACAGCCAUUUGAAUCAGUAUGGUAUUCCAUUUUUGAUGGUUCAAGAACUGUCUUUGUGGAUGCAAAUCUGUGUUUAAUGUGUCAAAGAGGAGCAAUGAUCUGUCACAACAUUCUCAAAAUAAAACUUUCUGUCUGUCAGUUUGCAUUGUUUUAAAUGUAGUUCUUCUGUGAAUAUAGCGUGUUGUUUGUUAUGAGUACUGUGGUAUAACAUAUAGAAAACUUUGAUUACACAUUUGCUUGUUUUAUGUGAAUAACUUCUCCAGAUGUGGAACUGUAUGUGUGAAUGAAAUUUAGUAUUAAGAGUACUAGAACUUUUAAGGUGGAAAAGUGAGGGAAUUAUGUGUUCAGUGACACCAAGAGUUACAGCAUUGCAUUGUUACAUAUUUUUUAAGAGACUAAAAUAUGCAUAUAAAUAUAUUGUGCUUAUGAACAUGAUUUCAAACCACCAGCACUACUUUUGAAAACAAACGUAAAAAAAAAAAAAAAAACAGUACCUCGUGAGUAACG
Molecule: messenger RNA, 2307 nt
Organism: Ctenopharyngodon idella (grass carp)
Lineage: Eukaryota; Metazoa; Chordata; Actinopteri; Cypriniformes; Xenocyprididae
Gene: zic3
Product: zic family member 3 heterotaxy 1 (odd-paired homolog, Drosophila)
Exons: 4
Coding region: 275-1624 (449 amino acids)
Biological process (GO): regulation of transcription by RNA polymerase II; central nervous system development
Cellular component (GO): nucleus
Molecular function (GO): RNA polymerase II cis-regulatory region sequence-specific DNA binding; DNA-binding transcription factor activity, RNA polymerase II-specific
Source: RefSeq, a predicted model, not a curated record